UGAGGAAGCAGUGUCUGUGGUUUGGUUGGAGUGAGGCGUUGAUGUGCAAGAGGUGUAACUUCCUUCCAAAUAAAUUAGCCAAGAUCAGUAGUUUCCUCCUUCCUUCCUGAAAACCAGUUCCACUUUUUUUCGUGUAUCGCACAUGUACAGAUUUACGUAUGACGUUUUGCUGGAGUAACGACAAAACAAGAUUUCAUCACGGUAAUAAUGGUCAGUUCACGGCAAUCGUAUAUUCGGCCAAGAUCAAGAUCAUAACGCCACGCCAGGAUUUAGCCUUAUUUUUAAUAGUUUAAGUUUAAGUUGGGAUUUUUGCCCAAAAUAAUAAUACAAAAUGGUACUGGUCUCGGUAUUUUUUAUGAAUUUGCUCUGCGCCAUGGUGCCUUGUGAUCCGGCGAAUAGUUUGCCGGAAAUUGAUGGCGUGAGGGUAUCAGGUAUGAGUGGUUUUCGUGGGAAGCGGUUGAUCAGUGGGGGUGGCGAGGAUUAUCCAGUUGUCGAGUCGAGAAACGGAGCUGUGAAAGGGUUUCCGAUGAUGGUGAUGAGUGGGAGGAGGAUAUUUGCGUUUGAGGGGAUCCCUUACGCCAGUGCGGCGAGAUUUCAGGACCCUGUGCCAGCCAAGAAUUGGACAGGGAUAAGAAAAGCGUUCUCUCCCGGGUCUUAUUGUCUGCAGAUUCAUCCGGGUAAAAUGCUGAGGGUGUUUGGAUCCGAAAAUUGUUUGACGAUUAACGUUUACUCGCCAAAGAUACCGGCGUCGGAACAGGCUAAAAAGCUGCCAGUGAUUGUUUUCAUCCACGGAGGAUCAUUUACUUUCGGAAGUGGUACUGAAUUUGGCCCCUCGUAUUUACUAGAGAAAGACGUGAUCUUUGUCAGCUUUAAUUACAGGGUGGGCGUCUUGGGCUUCAUGAGUACCGGGGACAAUAACAGUCCUGGAAAUUAUGGCCUCAAAGACCAAGGUCUAGCGUUGAAAUGGGUUUCUGAAAACAUUGAAAACUUCGGUGGUGAUAAGGACCGCGUCACUUUGAUGGGACAGUCCGCGGGGUCAGUCAGUGUCCACCUGCACAUGUUGAACCCCACCUCGCAAAAAUACUUCCAUCGUGCCGUGCUCCUCAGUGGGACUGCCCAUAAUCACUGGGGCCUCCAAAAUUCGACCAGGGUUCUCAAACUGACUCGCGCCCUGGCAAAAUGGGUCAACUGCGGGACGGCAAGUAACCAGGAAAUUGUGUCAUGUUUCCGAAAAAUUGAUCCCAAUUGGUUGGUCGCUGCUCAAAUGAAUCUCUUCGACUGGAUCCCAUUCCCCGCAGUCUUGUUCGCUCCCGUUAUCGAGCACGCUGAAAGCCCAUCGCCUUUUAUAGCGGAAUCUCCCUCGGUGAUAAGUCAGAGUGGGAGAGAGGCUAAAAUUCCUGCCAUUUUUCAAAUGACUAGCCAAGAAGGGUUGAUGUUAAAUUAUGCGCUUAACGGCAUGAUGAAAAUUGGAGGGUUUCGUAACGCCGUGAAAAAGUACUUGUCCAACUACCUCGACUACGACUACGUCACAAAUGAUAACCUAAAUCUACAGGGGAACAUUACGGAUCGGAUUUUAAACUAUUAUAAUGUUACGAAUCCGAGAAACGCCCCCCUGUCGGCGUACGGAGAGAUGGGGACUGACAGAAUGUUUUCGGUCGGGAUUUCCAAGGGCAUCAAGCUCCACGCCAGAAUUGCUCCCACUUAUGCAUCCCUUUUCUCAUUCUUUGGCAAGUACAAUCAGGGCAAAUUCCUCGGAGUGCCGCAAAAUGAGCUGGGUGUUGCGCACACGGAAGACCUAUAUUAUUAUUUCAACGCAUCGAUUUACUUGCCCGGAUUCAAGCAGCACGACAAAGAAGCAGAAUUGAGCAAAAUUAUGGUCAAUUUGUUAAUAAAUUUUGCGUCAAUGGGGGAACCACUCUACACUGAUAAAAAGAGUGGGAAAGAUCACAGGAUUUGGGACGCCGUGUCCCCCACGGACGAAGUGAUGCAGCUUCUUCAACUGGACAGGGACGUUUUGAUGGUGGACGAUCCGUUCGCAGAGCGGAAAAGGUUUUGGGACUCGUUGCAUCUCAAAGAUACAAUUCCACUCGUAGAUUUUUCACCACUGUUAAAUGAGACAGGGACUGAUAGCAGUAAUGAUAUUUAAUACCAUGACAUACACAACCUCAACCUCAUUUCGAUAGAUUAACCUAUGGGAAUUAGUGCAAAACGGUGAAGUUCCUAUUUUGUCGUAGGAUUUGUUAAUGAUAAUUUGUGUUGUUUUUAUUGUUUUUAUGUAUUUAUUGAUUUUUGGGUUUAAUGAAUUAUGUAAAUUAUUUAUUUGUUGUUGAUCAUAAAUAAAACGUAAUUUAAUAUGAGA
Messenger RNA from Folsomia candida, 2359 nucleotides. RefSeq names its product esterase E4. The coding region runs from base 332 to 2146 and encodes 604 amino acids. The transcript is spliced from 14 exons. NCBI's taxonomy places the organism in Eukaryota, Metazoa, Arthropoda, Collembola, Entomobryomorpha, Isotomidae. The record is from RefSeq and is a predicted model, not a curated record.